Messenger RNA from Cynara cardunculus var. scolymus (artichoke), 2499 nucleotides. RefSeq lists its product as uncharacterized. The record is from RefSeq and is a predicted model, not a curated record. Lineage: Eukaryota; Viridiplantae; Streptophyta; Magnoliopsida; Asterales; Asteraceae. Bases 279 to 2261 code for a protein of 660 amino acids. The transcript has 9 exons.
UUGAGAGUGCCAGCAGCCGCAGCAGCAGCUUAAGAUUUUCAAUAUCCCUUGGAAUCAGUCGAUGAAACACUUGAAAUUUUGAGUACUGAGAAAUCCAAGAACUCCCACAAAUUUUCAAGAAAAGCAGGUCAUAAACCUUUGCCUUUUUGCUUACUCCAAAUCUCCCCUCUUUGGUUCAUCUCAAAUCAAAUUUCACCAAAUUGGAAAAACCCAGAUGGAUUUUUAACAAAAUUUCUUGAAACAAAUUCUGGGUUUUGAUAAUUUUGUUUAGUUUUACAAUGGGUGUUCAACAAGACGUGGUUCCUUCGGGGCCAUGGGAGCCAGCACCUCAAUCAAACCCUGGGAUUCAGCGAUGGAACAAAGCCGAGAAAGCUUGCGAGGGGAUGAUUUCCAAGUUUCAGCCAACUAUCGUUGCUGAAAGGAAAAGAGAUGCAGUAAUCAAUUAUCUGCAGAGAUUGCUCAAGGAUAAUCUUGAUUGUGAGGUGUUCGCUUAUGGAUCAGUGCCAUUGAAAACCUAUCUCCCUGAUGGAGAUAUCGAUUUAAGCGCGAUUGGUGCAAGCACGGAUGAACUUGUAAGGGAUAUCGCAUCAUUACUCGAGAGUGAAGGGAAUAAUAGCUCAGCGGAGUUUGUUGUUAAGGAUGUCCAACUUAUUGGUGCUGAGGUUAAGCUUGUGAAAUGCAUGGUGCAAAAUCUUGUGGUUGACAUUUCUGUUAAUCAAAUCGGGGGACUUUGCACUCUAUGUUUUCUCGAGCAGGUGGAUCGUGUAAUCAAGAAAGAUCACCUUUUCAAACGAAGCAUUAUUCUGAUUAAAGCGUGGUGCUACUUCGAGAGUCGUACUCUCGGUGCACAUGUCGGUCUCAUAUCAACAUAUGGAUUAGAGACUCUAGUUCUCUAUAUUUUUCAUGUAUUUCAUAUGGCAAUAGAAGGUCCUCUCUCAGUUCUGUAUAAAUUCUUGGAGUAUUUCAGUGCGUUUGAUUGGGAUAAAUAUGGUAUCAGUAUAAUGGGCCCCAUUAGAUUAUCCGAGUUGCCAAGAAUCGUAGUCGAGAGACCACCAAACAGCAACAAUUUAUUGCUUAAAGUCGGUUUCCUUAGACAUUGUUCUAAGACGUUAUCGGUUCCCAUGAGAUCUGGGGAUGUAUUUUCUAAAAAGCAUCUCAACAUUGUGGAUCCGUUAAAUGAUCAUAACAACCUCGGGCGUAGUGUUAGCCAAGGAAAUUUUUUUCGUAUACGUAGUGCAUUCGGUUAUGGUGCUAGAAAACUCGCGGAAAUCCUUAUGACCCCAGAAGAUAACCUGACCAAGGAGCUUCUUUCGUUUUUCUCAAAUACAUUGAAUAUGCACGGAAGUGGUCAAAGACCUGAUCUUCCUGAUGAUGUUCCAAGGUCUUUUCUUAACGUCAGCAUUUCAGGGGCAGAAAAGACAUUUACCACAAGGGUAAGUGGAAAACCGAGAAGCUCUAAUGAUGAAAACUCAUAUGAAGGCAGUGGGUUUCCGGGGAACCGAUUUUCUAGCGAAGGAAAAGACGUAUCUGCCCUCAUGUCGAGUAGUACGGGAGAAGCUGCUAAUCCUGUCAGUAUACCAUUCUAUGCACCCCAUCUUUUGUUUGAUUACUCCAAGUUAGUUAAUAAGGAGGAAAAUGGUGAUAUUGAUGAUGCCAAACAAUCUGAGGUGCAUGAAACUGGUGUAAACUUGGCUCCAUCGGAACCAUUGGAUCUCACCGGUGACUUGAUGUCUCAUUUGGUGUGUUUGGAGCAUGUCAGGUGGUGGAAUAGUUAUGUUCUGGGACCACCCAUGAUGGGACCACCGCCACCACCACCGCCUAUUUUGCUAAGCAUGAUUGCGUCGGAACAUGGUGGUGUUGUUCGCCAUCCACAGUUCCACCCUUCAGACCAGAUGUUCAUGCCUAGAUCACCUUUCGUUCCCAAUGAUCCCAAUCCAAGAGGCACCAUGACAUACUUCACGGACAUGAAUCGAUCUCGACAUGGUUAUCACACCAAAACAUCGAAUGCAACCAAUAAAGGAACAUCUAACCCAACUGAUUUCAUUACCCCACCUGAAGGAGUUGCUGGAUUUGGUCUGGUUGGCCGUCCUACACCACCACAUAGAGAGCCGUUGUUACAUAGGCGGCACCAAAAUCAUAAUCGAGCUUGUCAGCAGGAUGGUACACAGAGACCCAGAUCUGUUUCUGGUAUGGAUAGGUUCAAUGUACAAUCCUCAUACCAUCUAAAAGAUGAAGAUGAUUUCCCACCUCUGUCUGCGUGAUUGUAGUCGGGCGGAGGACAUCUACAAGGAUCGGUAGUGGGAUCUCGGAAAUCGCGAAGGUGGUUGUGCAUGUAAUAUAUGCAUAAAGAAAUGUUACAAAGUUUUUCUCUGCGAACACCUCAAAUUUUGUUGUCAACAUAAACUGUAAGUUCUUGUUGUCUAUCCCUUAGUUUUAAUACAUUUUAGGUGGCCCCUUGUAUUCUGGUGCUUUCAACAAUUUUGGCUCAUUUUUUUGUCU